AUGAAUAAUCUAGAGCGUGAUUGGAUGUACGAUAGGUUGGAUGAUAUGCUGCACAACUUUUUGUUACUAAAAGUCCCUUUUUUGGAUGAUAUGCCAGUUGGGUUGGGAAAGAUUGCAAAGCUGAUAAAUGCCGGGAAGAUUGAUUCAUCAGAAUUGAUAACAAUGAAAACUCUAAAGGUAAUUGUAGCUUAUGGUGUAACGUUUUUAUCCUCCAACCAAUUGGUGGGAGAGGUGCCAACUUCAUUUUCUGAACUCGUAAAUUUAACAGAUUUUAGGAUAAAUGAUAACAAUUUCAGUGGACAGAUUCCAGAUUUCAUACAGAACUGGAAACAACUUACCAAACUGGAGAUGCAUGCCACUGGACUAGAGGGUCCCAUUCCAUCAAACAUAUCUCUUCUGAAUAAGUUAACAGAUUUGAGGAUCAGUGACAUAGGUGGACCAGCUCAGACAUUUCCUUCACUGAGUGAUAUCGCGGGCAUUCAAACAUUUGAUCUUUCCUACAAUAAUUUUACCUGGCAAGGACCUGACCAAAAUGCUUGUCAGCAAAACAUGAAUCUGUAUUUGAACUUGUACAAGAGCUCUGCAGCAGUAAGCCCCUUAAAGAGAAUUCUUCCAUGUACGAAGGAUUUCACUUGUCCUCGGUAUGGGUGUUCGUUGCAUGUUAAUAGUGGUGGAAAUGAUUUUACUGUAAAGGAGAGCGAUAGAGAAGUUGAUUAUGAAGGAGAUGCAGGAGUUGAUGGUGGUUCUGCUAGAUAUUUCAGUACUUACACCAAUUAUUGGGGAUUAAGUAGCACUGGGGACUUUAUGGAUAAUAAUAAUGAUCAAAAUGCACGUUUUAUUGAAAGUACACCAUCAAAAGGCCUCUCUGAAUUGUACAAUAAUGCACGGAUGUCUCCCCUCUCACUCUCUUACAUUCGUUAUUGCUUGGAAAAUGGGAGUUACAAUGUCAUCUUGCACUUUGCUGAGAUAUCUUUUACAAAUGAUAGAACCUAUACCAGUCUUGGAAGGAGUGUGUUUGAUAUAUACAUCCAGGUUGAGAAAUUAGUUUGGAAAGACUUUAAUAUUGUGAAUGAGGUUGAUGGAGUUCAAAGGCCCGUGGUUAGGCAUUUUAACACCAGUGUCACAGAUAAUACUUUGGAGAUCCGAUUUUACUGGGCUGGCAAAGGAACUACCAGAAUUCCAUCUAGAGGGCAUUACGGUCCGCUAAUAUCUGCUAUUUCACUCAAACCAACUUUUGGAUCUUGUUCAGAGGAAGAUAAGAAGAGUGUUACUGCUUAUAUUAUUGUUGGAGUAGUGGCCGCAUGCAUUUUCUUGUUGGUAAUGAAUUUAGAGAGCAUGGAGCCGCAGACCGUUUCUUAUACUUUAAAGCAAAUAAAGGCUGCCACUAAUAACUUCGAUGCUUCUAACAAGAUAGGGGAAGGUGGUUUGUUUUCAAGGUAUUAUGGCCGGCUAUCUGAUGGUACUUCGGUUGCAGUGAAGCAGCUCUCGCAUUCAUCAAGACAGGGAAAUCGUGAAUUUUUAAAUGAGAUUGGCAUGAUUUCUUGUUUGCAGCACCCGAAUCUUGUUAAUCUGCAUGGCUGUUGCAUUAAAGGGACUGAAUUACUGCUCGUAUAUGAAUACUUGGAAAAUAAUAGCCUUUCUCGCGCAUUAUUUAAUUCAGAGAAAAGUCAAUUGAUACUUGAUUGGCCGACAAGGGUCAAGAUUUGUGUUGGGAUUGCUAAAGGUCUGGCUUACCUUCAUGAGGAAUCAAGCCUUAGAAUUGUACACAGAGACAUUAAAGCUACUAAUGUACUGCUAGAUAGAGAUCUAAAUCCCAAAAUUUCGGACUUCGGGCUAGCUAGACUUACUGGAGAUGAUAAUACCCAUAUUAGCACUCGAGUUGUUGGAACAAUAGGAUACAUGGCACCCGAGUAUGCGCUAUGGGGUUAUUUGACCUACAAAGCAGAUGUCUACAGCUUCGGAAUUGAGAAGGCACGCGGAGUGAUUUCUUCACCAUCACAUCAUCCAAAUACUCCUAUCGACAAACCAUCAGUUGUGACACCCAGAGUGCCUCCUCCUCCUACUGCUAACGUUGACGAUGUUGAUCCUUUAGUUUCUGAUGAUGAUCGUAGUCCUUCACCCAUGCAUUAGUUUUUUAUGUUAUCUGCUUUUUGCUGGAAAGAACAAAAUUAUGCACUAACAAUACUUGAUGGAUCUGUGGGUUCUUUUGGUAGUUGAUAGCUUGGUGUUGUCGGUGUUUUGGACUUAACGAUUAGGAUUCCGCUAUCUAUUUUGAAUCUUUUUUAUAAAUAUUAUUUUAUGUGAAUGUCAGU
Molecule: messenger RNA, 2312 nt
Organism: Lycium barbarum (goji berry)
Lineage: Eukaryota; Viridiplantae; Streptophyta; Magnoliopsida; Solanales; Solanaceae
Product: probable LRR receptor-like serine/threonine-protein kinase RFK1
Exons: 17
Coding region: 1-2130 (709 amino acids)
Biological process (GO): protein phosphorylation
Molecular function (GO): protein binding; protein kinase activity; ATP binding
Source: RefSeq, a predicted model, not a curated record